This is a messenger RNA of Physella acuta, 1396 nucleotides long. RefSeq lists its product as uncharacterized. Lineage: Eukaryota; Metazoa; Mollusca; Gastropoda; Physidae. The record is from RefSeq and is a predicted model, not a curated record.
ACGAGACGUGUGAGAACAAACGACUGGAGAUGUGAGUAAAGCUGACACACCUGUGACAGGUAUGGCUGCAGCCAGCGGAUAUAACCUGCAGCAUCCGCAGGCCUGACAGCAAGGGGACAUAACUUACAGGUAAAAUGUCAGGAUACCUGAUCUUAAUUCUUCUUUGUGCCGUGUUAAGGCAGACUGCUGCCCAAGCGCUAUGUCGUAACCACUACUGCAUCAGUGACGCCACGUGCGUCAACAACAACACCUGCAGGUGCAAUAACCCGCCAUUUUCACGAGGAGAUGGACGCUUCGCUUGUUACAGACAAAACACCGUGGACGCUGAGGUAAGGAACGACCCGACCCUGACGACGUUUAACCAGGAGACGGUCAACUUCCCCUACCCCUGCCGCUACCUGCUGUCCCACGUCAAGCAGGAGUUCAAGCUUUAUGGGACGGUCGUUGGAUACUGCGAGUUUCAGGUCCACGCAUUCAAUGCACGAGAUUUCGGCAAGUUUUAUGCUGAAGGUUUCGAGGUGGCCGUCAAAGUCACAUACAACGGCGUGUAUGGCUUCUCUUCAACUACCUGGGGAGACACCUCUGGUGUGACGACCAAGGAAAACUUUAACAGCUACGCCCCAAACGGCCCCUUCAAUGAUCCCUACUCCGGGGCGUCGAGAAACGUGCCAGCCUCGGGCGGCGUUCUCAUCAAGACCUUUUACAACACUGUUAACCAGCAGUAUGUCUUCCAGGCGGAUCAAUGCGGGUUCAAGCUGACCUUCACACCCUACGACAAGGUCGCCCGGAUCAGGUCUCCCAGAAUCCCUGGCAUUUCUCUCGCCAUCAACUGCGCUCAUCAUCCACAGUGGCUGUCCAACUGGCAGGUGAUGGGUCUGGCACCAACAAGCCAGGGCGGUAAGCUGAUCGCGGCCAUCCAGGCCAUGUACCCCACCCUCAACCCCUCCAACGCCAUGCUACAGCGUGCCUUCACCAGAGGCGUCGUCCAGAACCAGCCAGGUGCUAGCCAGAAAUGUGUCUCUCUGGGCACGAGCCUGAACUCCUGCAGCAACACGUCACUGACCAACCUCUACAACAGCGCUGGCUGGAUCUUCACCACCCCGACCUUCGUCCGGUGUCUGUCUGCCAACGACCCAUCAUCAGAUGCAGUGCUACAACUCUUCCAGCUGCUGUCUGAUUUCUUCUGUAACGGCACGUGUGUCAAGGCCCAGGUGCAAACUUUGAUUGGCAGCUGCUCCCCUAAUCCACCCGCUAAUCUCAUUAGCUUGCUCGCUCUGCUCUGCUGACCUGCCGACUGACCUCUUGACCCGCUGACCUCUUGACCCGCCAGUCUAGCUACUCAAUGUGUCCUGAAUGUUUAUGUUUGAAGUAAUAAAUGAAGGUGUCCGACACAGUU